Rhopalosiphum maidis (corn leaf aphid) is the source of this 981-nucleotide messenger RNA. RefSeq lists its product as uncharacterized. The record is from RefSeq and is a predicted model, not a curated record. Lineage: Eukaryota; Metazoa; Arthropoda; Insecta; Hemiptera; Aphididae. The transcript is spliced from 8 exons. The annotation marks the transcript as partial.
AAAAUAGUAAUAAAUAAUCCAAUUUCUGAAAAAUAUACAGAAAAUUCUGACGAAUCAGAUGAUUGUCUCAAUAAAACUAAAAUGAAAGAGCUUUACGAUAACGGAAAAAUCGCUGAUAUUAGUGAUGUUCCAGAUGCUUUAAAAGAAGUGCCGUGGACAAUGGUCGAUGGUGGCGACGGACUAAAAUUGAACCACGAGAAUGAAAUACAAUUAGAAACGAUCGAAAAAGAGUUCGAAGGUUUAAAGAUACAAAACGAGUUCAUUACGAAUAAAGUUCAUUUAAUUACCAACAGAUACAAGUUUAGAAAUAAUCAGAUAACACAGAUCAAAGUUGAAACGGACAAAGUUAAAAAUGAAAUGGAAGAAAUACGCAACAGAAAAAUAAAAAAAGAAUUGGAAAAUAAUGUAUGUUUUAAAACCAUAUUUGACAAAAUGGCGGGAAUCCAUAGUCACAUCAACCGAUUCAAAGUGAUAGUAAACGGUUUGGAGGCCGCUAUUGAAGAGGCGUGUGACAAUAAAAAAAUCAUGACGGAGAUAAUGGAGUUGUCCGAGUAUAUGAAAAACCAGUAUAAUUUGCAAAUAACCGAAAAUCAAUGGCACUUUACCGAGCAGACCAGUAACCACACGAGUGAAAUCGACCAGUUAAAUGCGUACGUGGAUAUUAAAACGAAAGAAGUCGAUGAGUUGGAAAAGCGCACCGCCGAUCAACAGCUUAGCAUUGAUUUCUAUCAGAAAUUACUAAAACGCGUCGAAAAGUACAUUUCCGAUAUGUUAUCAAUGAUCUUAUCGUACAUAAAACAAUUGGAGAAUGAAAAUAAUCAGUUAUUAGUGCCAAACGAGAACCAAAAAGAAAUUGUUUUAAUAUUAGUUAAACAAUUGAAAGAAAUUCACGGAAUCAUUGGAAAUGAAGGAAGAUCAAGACUAUGACGAUUGAUUUGCAUUUAAAAUUGUUAAAGUAACAUGUAGACAAUGUUGACGAGG